Ziziphus jujuba (common jujube) is the source of this 748-nucleotide messenger RNA. RefSeq names its product 10 kDa chaperonin, mitochondrial. The transcript is spliced from 3 exons. Bases 169 to 465 code for a protein of 98 amino acids. The record is from RefSeq and is a predicted model, not a curated record. Gene Ontology annotation, cellular component: mitochondrial matrix. Gene Ontology annotation, molecular function: metal ion binding; ATP binding; protein folding chaperone. Lineage: Eukaryota; Viridiplantae; Streptophyta; Magnoliopsida; Rosales; Rhamnaceae.
CCUAGAACCUUCCAUCAUCAUCCGGAACUCGAUUUUUCUCCCAAGUAAGGCAAUAACAACAAAACCCCCCACUCACUUCCUUUUAAAAGGACUGACCUACUUUAUCUUCUUCCCUAAUCGCACCUCAAAACAAAAAGAAAAACCCUAAGUUACAUUCAGAGCUGAGAAAUGGCGGCGAAGCGUCUGAUUCCGACUCUCAACAGAAUUCUGAUUGAGAAAAUUGUCCCACCAUCCAAAACAACCGCCGGAGUUCUCCUCCCUGAAUCCUCCACCAAGCUCAACUCAGGAAAGGUGGUUGCUGUGGGACCUGGAGCACGGGAUAAAUCUGGAAAUGUGAUACCAGUGUGUGUUAAAGAAGGUGAUACAGUUCUUUUGCCCGAGUAUGGAGGUACCCAAGUCAAGCUUGGUGACAAAGAGUUUCAUUUGUACAGGGAUGAGGAUAUUUUGGGAAAAUUGGUUGAAUGAUAGCUAGGAAUCCAAAUUUUCAAAAGGUUGUUCAAGAUUCUGGGUUUUGGGGGAUUUUAGUUAGGAAAGAUUUAAUGUUGGUUUUUGCUAUGGAAAUGUGUUUUUUUAUUUUGCUUAUCUCUAUGAGAAGUAGCAUAUAGAUGCAAUUGGUCCAAUGACUCCUUUCCGUGGAAUAAUUUGUGAGAGCAUUAGGAUGCAAUGUUAGACUUUGGAAGGCAUUUGCUGUUUUGUUUUUCUGAAAUUAAUUUUUGUCAAAUGCAAUCUCAAGACACUCUUCUUGUUA